Molecule: messenger RNA, 1029 nt
Organism: Thelazia callipaeda (thelaziosis nematode)
Lineage: Eukaryota; Metazoa; Nematoda; Chromadorea; Rhabditida; Thelaziidae
Source: the annotation of a GenBank genome assembly
GAAACGUUAGAAAUUGGUGCAAUGAGUAAUAUGAGUGCACGAGUUUACGUUGGACGCUUGUCCUAUCGAGCGUCAGAACGUGAUAUUGAACACUUUUUCCGUGGUUACGGACGCAUACGUGACAUAGUACUCAAAAAUGGCUUUGGUUUUGUGGAAUUUGAUGAUCCACGCGAUGCAGAUGAUGCUGUCUAUGAACUGAACGGGAAAGAAUUAUGUGGUGAGCGCGUAAUAUUGGAGUUUUCACGUCGUGGACCCAGGAGUCGCAUGGGAUUCGGUGGGUUUGAUCGAUUUCCGCCACCGAGAAGGGAAUCAAGAUAUGGCCCACCACAGCAAACUCGAUAUCGACUAAUUGUUGAAAACCUUUCGUCUCGUUGUUCGUGGCAGGGAUGUAAACGUGUAAAGGGAAGGAGAAGACCAAAUUGGCCAGGAGGUAGUCGCGAGCUGGUGCAGCUCAGAAUGGUUAAUCAGUGGUACGUAGGCGUGUUGUGUUAUUGGUGCGUUCGAGCCGGGGCUCGUGAUUUGGAUCUCAAAGAUAUUAUGCGGACAGCUGGUGAAGUUACUUUUGCCGAUGCCCACAAGCAACAUCCGAACGAAGGCAUUGUUUGUUUUCUCACACGGGACGACCUCGAAAGGGCUCUUGAUAAGUUGCAAGGUAAAGAAGUCAAUGGACGUAAAUUGAAAUUGAUUGACGAUUCUGAGCGACGAGAUAGUCGAAGUCGUUCCCGUUCACGCCAUCGUUCUCGUUCACGCUCGCGCAGCUCUCGCAGUCGUUCAUCUCGUUCUCGAACUGGUUCUAAGUCACGUUCACCUACUCCAAAAAGGGAUGGCGAGGGUUCAAAGUCUCGUAGUCGUUCUGGAAGUGGUCGAUCUCGUUCUCGAUCAAGAGAUGAUCGUUCUUGUGAAAGAAAUAGAGAUGAGAACCGUACAGGAGCUACUGAGAAUGGUAAUGGUGUUGAGCGUAGUGCUACGAGAGCUAGUGAUGAACCAAUGAAAGAUGAAAGUCCAGAACAUAAUAACGAUUAUAACUGA